Paramecium tetraurelia is the source of this 1791-nucleotide messenger RNA. RefSeq lists its product as uncharacterized. The transcript has 3 exons. Lineage: Eukaryota; Ciliophora; Oligohymenophorea; Peniculida; Parameciidae. The record is from RefSeq and is a predicted model, not a curated record.
AUGAAGCUCUCUCGCAUACCCGUAAGAGCAUUUGGUAACGCAGCAUACCAACAGCCUAUCGAAUAGCGCCAUUUAAGACCUUCUUCCAUUUAGUAAAGCUUGGAACCAAGACAAAUAAUGAGAUGCGUCUCCUAAGAGCAAAAAUUACCUCAUCCGCAAUUACAAUAUGUUCAAUACCCCCAACAAAGGUAAUGUCUUGACUUAAUGGCAAUUUAGAGGUUCUAGCCCACCAAUUCGAAAACCGCUGUAAGAGACUGUUGCAGUGUGCCCCUGAAAACUGAACAGCAACAAAAGACAUGUGAAUUGAGUAAGGUUCGAUCCUCAGCCCAAUUGAAUUUAGUUUAAUAGGAUGACACAAAUCAAUCAACUAUUAUCAAGCAAUAGAAUGAAUAAAUUCAACAAUUGCAAACUCAAUUAUCAGAGAAAGUUCAUUAAUAUCAAUAGCUGUAAGAGAGAUUUAAUGUUGAAUUCAAGAAAUUUCAGGAAGACUUUAGACACAAAUUGACCAAUAUUGAUUUAAACAUUACUUAGAAUGAUUACACUUAAUAAUUUAUGUUGGAAAUCGAUAGGAAAGUUUCAAAUCUGUAAAACAAUCUAAAUGAACAGAUUAAGGAAUUAUAGGAGAAUUUUGAGUAGAAGACUAAACAGAGUGAACAUUUAGUUAAAAAUCUAUCUUCCAACACAUCAAUAAGAUUGAAUGAGGAUGAAUAGCAUUUCAAAUAAGAAGUGGAGAAUUUGAACUCAAAAUUGAAUUCUAAGGCUGAUAGAUAAAAAGUGGAAUAGACUAUAUAAGUAUAAAUUGCUUAAUUAUAAAAUUAAUACUAAUUAUAAUUGUAAUAGGCUCAUUAAUUGUUAAAUAAAAUAAACAAUGAAAAGAGUGAUGAAUUAUCAUAAAUCAAAAAUUAAAUCCAAAACACUUUAAUGCAUCUAACAUAAUAAGUCAAUCAAAAAUUACAACACAUGUAUGAUACAAUUAAUGAAAGAGACUAAGAGAAUAACAGUAAAAAACACGAGAGCAAAUAACUCAGUUAACAUUUCACUAACUUGUAAAAUAAGUUUUAGCAAUUGUAAUAACAAUCUAUUGAAACUAUUACAUAAUUAAAGUAAAAAAACAAAUAGAUGGAAAAGGAGAAGCAAGAACUAAAUAAACAAUUGACUUAACAACAAUUCUUGGUUUCGUAAUUCCAAUCUGAAAUUACUAAAUUGAAAAAUACUAACUCUUAAUUGACUUUACAAUUAUCUCCUUAGGCUAAAUAGAAUAGUUUCUUUUCUACUUCUACUGCAGUAGCAAAUUAGAAGUCUAAGAAACAAUUAAGCGUUGUAAACAAGAAAAAUGAAAUCAGUCUGGAUGAUUUCGCAGAUUUUAAUGAAAAUUCGUUGCUUGAUUCCAAUGAGAGUUUUGAAAUUAACGAAACUUGUGGUUUCAGUAAAACCAAAAAGAUAAUUUAAGUUGAAGAGUUUUAAAGUCCCCCAAGAAAUCCCUUUAAGAAAUCUUAACUAUCUAACAUCAAUAAACUAUUAAAUGAGAACUUGAGUGGCUAAUUGUCUUGUAAAAGCAGAGGAAAAUCAGCACCUUUACCAAUGGUCAACGCAUUAACAAAGGCAAUAAAAAGAAGGUUGCUUUAUCUAGGGAAAAAUGAUAGAGUUUUGACAUGCACUUAUGAUUCUGAGAAACAUUUAAUAGAUUGUGAUAUGGGAUUGUGUCUGUUGGAUGAGAAUGGUUCUCCCUUUGUGGUUAGUGAAUAGGAGAAGACUCAGUUGAUACAAAUGAAGUUGAUCAAGAUAAAUUGA